AAAAUGAGAGGCUCUCAAUUCGACAUGCAAUGUUUAUUUCAACAGAGUCCCCAUUAUAGUAGCAUUACACUGAUUCAAAUGAAGCUCCUAUGAAGAUUACAUGAACAAAGUUACAAACAUUGGAACAAACACAUCAAAAACCGACCCCUACACAAAUCUUACUUCCAGUUCCAGAUUAAGGGGCACCUCUUAAACGAACUGAUCCAUAUACUCUUCCACAGUUGUGUAGUUGACAUCCGGGUAAAGCUCUGAUGCUUCAACUCCCCACGCCGAGUCGAUCUCGAAGCUGGUCUGGUGCCCUUUCACAAACACAGAGUGGCUGAUCGACAGUAUAAGGUCCACCACAAUUGGAGCCUCUGCAAUAUUCUUAAUAUAUAAAAUUUUAUAGUCUAUAUGUUGCUAAAAAUUAGGCGGUUAAGUUGUAAAUAAACACAAGUGUAAGGGCAAUCGUUUAUUAGAGUGGGUCUCAUCCACUAAUCUCUCUUUUUCUUCCUUUUUAAUUAUUUCUUGAUAUUUCUACUUCCUUCCUUUUCUUUUAUCCUAAUAUCAUAUUUCUAUUUCGAAAGCAUAACCUUAUAUUAGGGCUGCGGAAUGACUCUAGUGAUGGGUGCGGGCGAAAAGGGCAAGACUGAUAUUGUCACUCAUUUUUAUCAACAUUUACUAACCUCGGAAAAACAAGUUCAGAAUAUGGGAGAUAGGAUUGCAAACCUUCCUAUUGACCUUAAGGUAACUAAGGAGAUGAAUAAUUUACUCACCACCGAGGUCCUCCCUGCAGAAAUAAGUCGAACGGUGUUUUCCAUGGGUUAAAAGCAGGCGCCGGGAUCUGAUGAGUUUACUGAGAAAUUUUUCAGGUCCUAUUGGAGUAUAGUUGGGGACUCUAUCACAACAGUCGUUGGUUCUUUCUUUAGUUCGAGCAGGCACUUAGGAGUUUUAAUCACACUUGGCUGACUUUGAUCCCCCAAAGUAUAUAAUGUUGAGAGCAUGGCGCAAAUCAGACCGAUAAGCUUAUGCCAGUUUGUGUAUAUGAUUAUCGCUAAAAUUCUUUCUGAGAGACUGGUGCAGCUCUUACCAUGAAUCAUUUCGGAAGGACAGAAUGAUUUUAUACGUGAAUGAAAAAUCGUGGAGAAUGUCUUACUUGAGCAUGACUGCAUGAGUUAAUGCACUAUCUAAAAAUAAAAACUAAGGGCAAGAAAGGUUACAUGACUCUGAAGGUUGACAUGGAAAAGGCCUAUGAUAGAGUUGAAUGGCCCUUUCUUCUUGCAGUUUUGGAUAAGUUGGGUUUUAACUCUACAUGGCAAGGCUGGAUCCAGGAAUGUUUUAGUACAACUUCGUUCUUGGUCCUUAUGAAUGGCACACCCUCGGGGUUCUUCGCGCCUUCUCGUGGCCUCUGUCAGGGGGACCCUCUUUCACCCCUCAUGUUUUUUAUUUGCACAGAGGGGUUUGCGGCGUUGCUCUGGCAAGCUAUUGCGAUAGAGAAAUUGGAGGGGGUAAAGGUAGCUCCUAAAACUACUCGUAUUUCUCAUUUAUUCUUCGCGGAUGACUCUUAUCUCUUCCUUAGAGGGUCUCUCCAGGAAUGUGAGAAUUUGAUUAAGGUCUUGAAUGAAUACGAGGAGCUUAGUGGCCAGAGGGUUAACUUGGCCAAUUCGGUUGUGUGCUUUAGUAAGAACAUUACCCUACCCGAUUAAGAGUUUCUUGCCCAAAUUCUGGGUUUGGAAGCAGUAGGAGUGCAGGAUAAGUACCUUGGUUUGCCAACGUUGUUAUCUAGGUCUAAGAUGGAAAUGUUCCGGUUUUUAGAAGAGAAGUUACUGCUCAACUUCAGGGUUGGAAACAAAGAACGCUGGCUUGGGCUGCGAAAGAGACCUUGAAAAAAUCUGUUGCUCUGGCUCUGCCUCUUCAUGUCAUGUCCUAUUUCAGGCUCCCUCUUUCUCUUUGUCGUCUUUUAGACAGACACGUGGCCAAAUUUUGCAGGGGCUCUCAAGAGGGUCAUCCCCGAAUUCGGUGAAUGUCAUGGCGUAAUAUGUGUCAGAGCAAGCAUGACGGUGGGAUGUGGUUUUGUCGAUUUGAACAGUUCAACCAGGCGCUUCUGGCCAAGAUUGGAUGACGUAUUCUUACUUAUCCUUGUUCUCUCCUUGCCCAGGUUUAUAAGGGUAAAUACUUCCCUGUUGGGACUUUUCUUACUGCCAAUGCUAGGUGUAGGCCGUAGUGAGGUUGGCAGAGUAUCCUGUUUUGCAGGCUAUUGUUGGUCAAGGGUCUGCAGUGGCAGAUUGGUAAUUGUCGGAGUAUUCAUUUGCUCCAAUCCAGUUGGAUUCCACAUCUUCACCCGCAUACCCCUGUCUAUAAUCCUUGUGUGUUACCAGAAGGGGAUGGUCCUACGAUUGCGGAGGUGGUCUAUCAGGGGAGGAUUGGUGGUGUGAUCAUAAACUGAAUCAGUGGUUUCACCCUGAGACAUGUCGGGCUAUCAAAUCUAUUCAUCUUCCUCAUCAGGAUGUGGAUGAUAGAUUGAUCUGGCAUGGCACUUGUGAUGGGAUUUUCAUGGUUAAGUUUGCCUACCAUCUUGCAUUUCUUCUAGAUAAGCAGGAUGUAGGUGGCGAUCUUCGGCCAGCUGGAUGGACAUGACGAGUUGGAUAUGCACGUGGAAAGCAUUAUCCCACCCAAACGUAAGGUGUUCUUAUGGCAGAUCUUCCAUUGGAUCCUUCCCAGUGGCACGGGCUUUAUGGGAUCUGUCUGGCCUUGAAUAUCUUGGUUAGGCCCUGCCCGCUACAUGUUUCCGCUUUUCCUUAAAAAGUUGAUGCUAAUUAUCCAGCAGCCUCCUAUGUUUAUGGCUGUCGUGGUCGUCCUCUUGCAGAUCUAGCGUCCCCGGAAUUGGGUAGUCUUCGAGGGGAAGCAGAGUUUGCGGCUUUGAUGCGGCAGUUUACCCAGUGGACCAAUUUACCGAUUGAGGGUGUUCAACGUCCGACUUGCCCGCUGGCUUUGGAUAUGAGCCCUGGGCAGCGGGGUUUGUUGAUCUAUAGGUGGGAUGGAGCUACCAGACUUGGGUCUCACUUGGAGGGAGAGAUAGUUCUUUUGCGUCUCACUGGGGAGAUUCUUUUGCGAUUAUAGAUGACACUUUAGUGGUCGAGCUGCUUGUCCUUCGUGAGGCCAUUUUCUAGUGUUUGGAGCAUGGAUUCACAGCGCUAAUUUCUUAGGGUGACGCCAAGAUUGUCAUUGAUAAAAUCAGUUAGGAUGAUACUCGCGAUAGUCAGAUUGGGGUUGUUCUCGAAGAGGUGAUACGCUGUUUGGCAAUUCACACGGGUUUAAUGUGCGAUUUGUAGGUCAGAGUAGAAAUAGGGUAGCUCAUUUGGUGGCUAGAAAGGCCCUUUCUUUGUACCCGUGUACGUGUCGCUUCUUUGAUUUUCAGGUCUGGCUCAUUUUGUAUAAAAAAAGUCUCCUAAAGUCCUAAUAUUAGGGGUGUUCAAAUAAAGUGGUUACACUGGUAACCAUUUUAACCUGUAGUAUUCGAAUAAUUUUAUUUGGUUAAUUUGAAUAAUUGGUUUGGUUUGGUUAAAUUUUUUUAGAUUGUUUGGUUUGAUUUUUGUAUGCUAACCAAUCAAACCAAUAAAUUAUA
Linum trigynum is the source of this 3604-nucleotide messenger RNA. Lineage: Eukaryota; Viridiplantae; Streptophyta; Magnoliopsida; Malpighiales; Linaceae. The record is from the annotation of a GenBank genome assembly.